AUGCUUGCAGAAUACAAAAAAGAAAUCAUGGAUGACUUCGUAGAGAAGCUGAACGAGCUGUACAACACGUACAUCGCCCCAUACGCCACCAAGAGCGAGACAUUUGUGGCAUCCAGCAACAUAGAGAACAACACUAACAUUGGAGAUGCAUUUGAUAGGACAGUGAGUUACCCAAAUCUGCUGGAGAGCGCAGACAGCUACGCACAGGCCGAGAUGCAACGGCUUGUCACAAACAACGAGAUGAUCCGCCCAACCAGGGCCAGGAUACCACGUAAUGUCGAAUUGUACGCCAAAAAGAGGAAACUUGAAUUUGAUGCAAUAAAAACAAAGAAGCUUAAAGAGAAUGAUGGCAUAAAAUAUUAUGAAAAUGAAGAGAGGUUUGAGAGACUGAUGGACCGACUUGAGAGACUUGAAGAGGAGAACAGGAAGCUGUGUGACCUGAUUAAGCAGAAUGAGACCGAAAAGAAGGAGCGGAUGAGAGAGGAAAUGAAAACAAUAGCAAAGAACGUGGUUCAUAAGAGCUUCAUUGCAAUAAAAGAGCAGCAGAAGUUGAGAUUAAAGGAGACAAACAAGGUGCCUGAUGUAGUUCAGCCUGUUGUUGAAAUCAAGAAGCAGCCAGUUGCACCAGAAAUCAAAGAGAAUAUUGAAAACAUUCAGGUGCUUCAAGAAAAGAAGCAAAUCAAGGCCCCACAAUAUUUCAAGGCCAAUAAAAACGUGAUAAAUUUGGUUGAGAAACAGCAACCUGUCAGAAAGGAGCAGCCUGCUGUUCGUAAGCCAUCAUUGAACAUAGACAAAAUGAAGCCAAUUGAUUUGUACAAGAAGUCGAUUGACGCGAGUGUUGUGAAUGUCGAUAGCAUCGACACCGAUGCACUCAAUUACGAACCUAAGACGGCCAUCAGGAAGUUUGCGAAUGAGAAUGAGCUCGAUAAGCAGGCGGUGACAGCCAAGUUUGCACGAAGCAGAAACCUGAAUGAGUUUGUCAAGACGCAGGACCCAACCAAAAUCAGAAGGCAUUUUGGAAACCAAAGUGGAAUCAACGUAAAGGGCCUCUUCAGAAACAAAAUCGCGGACAUUAGCAACAACAGCCCAAACAGGUUUGUCAGAAAGUAG
Messenger RNA from Enterospora canceri, 1110 nucleotides. NCBI's taxonomy places the organism in Eukaryota, Fungi, Microsporidia, Enterocytozoonidae. The record is from the annotation of a GenBank genome assembly.